Fundulus heteroclitus (mummichog) is the source of this 2150-nucleotide messenger RNA. It is a transcript of the gene lad1, whose product is annotated as ladinin. The transcript is spliced from 14 exons. Gene Ontology annotation, molecular function: structural molecule activity. The coding region runs from base 265 to 1626 and encodes 453 amino acids. The record is from RefSeq and is a predicted model, not a curated record. NCBI's taxonomy places the organism in Eukaryota, Metazoa, Chordata, Actinopteri, Cyprinodontiformes, Fundulidae.
AGUAAUGAUAAUAAUAAAUGAGAAUGCAUGACAGGGCCACACUUUCACCAAAAAAGGAGAGAAGCUCCCUCUCUCCCCACCUCCCCCUCUCUGUCAGGUGGAAGGCUCACCUCUCUGGUCAUGUGACGUCUCAUUGAGCUAAAGGUGGACUGCUUUGUGCCUCGCCGACUCUAAUGUCACUUCCUCCCUCAGAGUGCCAGCCUGUGGAGCUUUCCCUGCCCUCUGCGAGUCUACUGGGGAAAAAUAAGUCAUUUUCCUCCCAACAUGUCUAUCAGUCGGAAAAACUGGUCCGCUCUGUCCAGGCUUGCCCGUCAGUGGACGGUGGAAGAUGAGGAGGAGGUGGAGAGGGAGAGGAGAAGGAGGGUGAAGAGCAGCAGUACUGCUGAUCAAGAUGGGGACUCCAGCCCAACAGAAGGAACACCAUCCGCAAGAGGCGGCGCCUUAGGAGCUGAAUCUUCCAGUGAGACAGCUCAAGGCCUCAGCAGCGUUGAGCAGAUCCAGCUGGACUUUGUGGAGAUGCUGCGAGCACGCGAUGAAAAACGCAGGAUGAGACACGUGGAGGUAUUGAGGCAGCAGAAAGAGGAAGAGGAGGGUAAUUCGAAGGCAACCAGAGGGGAAGAAGGAGAGGGAAAUGCCAGGGUGGCACUUUUUGGGGAGUUGGAAGAGGGGAAGGGCAGUGUGUUCAAACCACAGCCGCCGCCUAUAACAUCGUCUUACAGUCCCACCAGCAGGGGUGACAGCAGUACCAGAACUAGCAGUGCAAAAACACAACAUGACAAUGGAGAGUCGGCGAGCAGCGAGCCUACACCUGAAUCCAAACCAGCCUCCAGACCAGCUCGCAAGUUUGUCAGCUCUUUGUCCAUUUCCCUUGACAACAGUCCAUCAGGCCAUACAACUCCCAGGAGUCCUUGUUCUCCGUCAGCGCCCUUGUCUCCCAUGGAUCCCUUUCCCUCACCCUGCCAAAGUACAUCCUCUCAUGGAUCUCAAAGUCCUGUCCAGAAUGGACAUGCACAGGAGAUCAGUUCGAAUGGAUCUCCAAGCAUCGGAAACUUUGAACAAGCAACCAAACCUGCCUUCGUCAGACAGAGCUCAAGGACCAUAUCUUUCAGGAUGAUGAAAAAGAAGGAAGAGGACAGCAAGCCACUCCAGAGGAGUGCAAGUGUCCGGAUUGCCUCCAAGAAGUUUGAGACAAAGACAGACCAAAAUGAAGAGGAGGAUAAGGGAUCUUUCCAGAGAAACUCUAGACAGAGGGUCUCGUCCAGAUCUAUCAAGGAGAAGAUGGAGCAGCUUGCUCAGGCAGCACAGAAAUCUGAAGUGCCCCGCUCAGCGGAUGUGACCCAGAGGACCCUGUUCCUGCUGGAGGAGGUCUCAAGGAAAAGAGGCCUGUUUGAGAAGGAUCAGAAGGAACAGAGCUCCACCAGCCCAGGAGUUUCCAGAAGUGAAUUUAGGAGUUUCGCAUCGGGGAUGUCAGAUCGGAUCAACACCUGGCUCAAUAAGUCCAACCAACCAGGGUCUCCACUUAGUCCUGACCUGAGACAUGUGGACAUCAGCAGCAAGAGGAGCCUCUUUGAGAACCGAGGGGAGGAAAGCGUCUCAAAAAUCAGCCCUGGAAAAACCCAGAAGUGAACACUCCUCUGGAGGAAAGGCAACAUUUUGGAUGACCGAACACUACAACUGACCUUUCCCUUCUUUUUUUCUUUCUUUUUUUUUUUUCACUCCUGAAGUACAUGACGGAAAACAAACGGAGAGAGUCUUUCAUAGAAGGAUCCUUCUUUUCCACUUAUUUGGCUUCUAUCUGACACUUUUGCAUUGCUUAUUUGUGUAAGAUUUUUUUUUUUUUUUUUUGCAUAAUAAAAUAAGAUAAAUAUGCUUGGCUGAUGUUUAACAAGUAAAGACAUAGGUUUAGAAAAUCUCAUGUGGCAAAGUGAGAGCAGCGCCACUGGUUGAGAUUCCGCAGCUGUUUGCCUUACUUUUAAUUCAUUUUUUCAAGCACUUUAAACCCGGGGAGGUCUUCAGGCUAAUGAUGUUUAUUGAACGCCAGAGUUGUAAUUUAAAGAGUUUUUGCCUUUUUCUUAUAUUUGGACUUGUGGAUCAAUUCUGCCUGUCUGAUAAAUAAAAAAUAAAAAAAAAAUAAAAAGAUUUUCCUACAA